Molecule: messenger RNA, 3615 nt
Organism: Odocoileus virginianus texanus
Lineage: Eukaryota; Metazoa; Chordata; Mammalia; Artiodactyla; Cervidae
Source: RefSeq, a predicted model, not a curated record
GCCAGUUUGGUUGCACCAACACCGGUACUUAGGCACGUACCGGCGUGUCCUUGGGCUUAGAAAGCGGGGCGUUCGGCUUGUGAGCGGGAACUUCUCGGUCGCGCACAGAGAAAGAACGGUGAGCGCGGGGCGCGGAGACCGCAGCAGAUUUAAAAAUGGGUGAUGUUGAGAAGGGCAAGAAGAUUUUUGUUCAGAAGUGUGCCCAGUGCCAUACUGUGGAAAAGGGAGGCAAGCACAAGACUGGGCCAAACCUCCAUGGUCUGUUUGGACGAAAGACGGGUCAGGCUGCUGGAUUCUCUUACACAGAUGCCAACAAGAACAAAGGUAUCACCUGGGGAGAGGAGACGCUGAUGGAGUACUUGGAGAAUCCCAAGAAGUACAUCCCUGGAACAAAGAUGAUCUUUGCUGGCAUUAAGAAGAAGGGAGAGAGGGAGGACUUGAUAGCUUAUCUCAAAAAAGCUACCAAUGAGUAAUAGUUGGCCACUGCCUUAUUUAUUAUGAAACAGAAGUGUCUCAUGACUUUUUAUGUGUACCAUAUUUAAAUUGAUCUCAUACACUAGAAUUCAGAUCAUGAAUGGCUGAUGGAAUAAUUCUGUUGGACAGUCCUGAUUUAAAUAAGAUUGGUUUGUGGCUAAACGAAUAUGGUCAGCUUUUUUAAUUUUGAUAGUAAUUCCGGUUCAACAAGUACUAUCACUUUUCCCAUUCUAAAGAGAUGAUUGAACUUGAAUAAGGAAUAUUAAACUUUUUAGGGAGAUGGUGCAUUCCUUCUCAAACCCUAUAAGAGAUUGGUUUUAUAUUUAGAUUUCUAUAACUGGUUAUAUUAAUAUAUUUAAAUACUGAAAAAGGUCCCUUCACUGUCUCAUAGAACAGAGGAGGAUUCACAUAUGUUUGAAGUUGUGUUCAUUAGCCUGUUAAGGCAAGAAUUGAAAAUACAAUGACAAAUUCCACUUUAUCUUUUUGGUUUUAUAAACUAUGCCAAUUUAAUUAAAAUUCUCUAUCUAAAAUUUAGCCUUUUACUUAAUGAAAGGCAUUUUAGUGUGGUUUAUGUAUAGCAUCAAAUAAAGAGUAUUUAGCACCUCACAUUUUGUAGAUGAUCUUUAAGAUCAGACGCUUUUAAAUUCACUGUGACAAGAUAUGUUAACGAACUUUGCUUGUUAAUUCUUCACAAAGUCAGACUAAGUUAUAAUUCAGGGUUGUCUUUUAAACAGGAAUUCAGAAACACAACUGUAGAACUACUUGUAUAUGGUGUUUGGUGAUCGUGCUUUUGCCAACUCAUUAGAAGGAUUAGAGGGACUGUAUCAUUAGCUCAGAUUUGUAAACUGUCUGAUCAUAAGGCUUAAGAAUUAAAAAACGAAGUCACAGAUCAUGAUUUUUCUAACUUGAUUUAAUGGCAUACCAAAAUGGUUGAAAAAUACAGUAGCCCAAACAGGCAGCAUUAUUACUAGUCAUAGUAGUAGAUUGUGUUUACUUGGUCUUCUAGGACAGCCUGGCCUAGAACAACACCUCAGUCAUCCACUCAGUUUCUCUGGCUAGAAUGAGCACUGCAUUUGUGCCAGUUGUAGAAAGAAGACUUUCUGGUCAUAGUGUUAUGGUAUGUACAGUGUAUGGUUAUAGUUUAUGUGCUAAAUUAUUAAUACAGUUUGUGCCAUACAUGGUUAGUGUAGUCCCUAGAAAUUUUGUGGAAUGGUGAACUUGAACUAAGCCAUAAAGAAUACUGAGAGAAAUUCUCAGUGGGGGAGUAAGUCUGUACCAGUGGUGAGAGCCAUUUCUGUAUGACAGUAAGGGAACUGGGAGAAGGCCUUGUCAAAAGUGAUGGGGAUGUUUAUUAUGUCUGUAAGGCCUGAUAGAGCACUGUGUAACUUGUGAAUCUUAUUUUCAGUCAUUGGAGAAAUGUGAAAAAGCAAAAAAGUUAGUCUGAAAACAUGGGCAGAAACAAUUUGGGGAAGCAGAUGCCUGUCAUAAAUCAGGUGGUAUCCAGGUCAGUGAAGCAGUUAGCUUCUAAGAGAGUUCUGCACCAGUGUGGGAACACAUGGAGACCAGGAAAUUGACUGAUUUCUGCGCUUCCUAAGUCAGCUAAGGCCUGUGUUGGCAGAGAAUUGUUGAGUUCUAGGCCAGUUAUACUCAAUAUGUGCCUCUAGUAAUUAUAAGUUCCUACAGUUAAUUCAGGGCUUCCCUGGUGGCUCAGAUGGUAAAGCAUCUGCCUGCAACACAGGAGACCCGGAUUCAAUCCCUGGGUGGGAAGAUCCCCUGGAGAAGGAAUUGCCUUCUCCAGGUAGUGCAUUGCCGUAUUUUGCCUGAAGAAUUCCAUGAACCGAGGAGCCUGACAGUCCAUGGGGUCUCAAAGAGUCAGACCCGACUGAGCAACUAACACUUUGCAGUGCAGAAGUACACACUGAUCUGCUUCUUUGGCCCCAGACCAUUGUCACGGUGUUCACAUACUCUGAAGCAUAAUACAAAAAAUCAGAUUUCCACUUGUUUAAUACCACUUGGAUUCCAGGUUAUCUUAUUUGGAGAUUGAGUUAUUUGGAAACUCUGGUCAUAACCCCAGGCUUUCUUAUGUCCAGGUUUUUAGGAACUUAACUAGUAGUCUUGUUAUGUAGCAUAUCUUUCCACACAUACAUAAUGAUAAGGCCACUGUGUGGUAAGUGAUACAUCAUUGACAGUUUUUAAAAAUAGCAAGAGAUUGACUUCUCAUGCUUUGGUUAAGUUGGCUAUUUUAGUCAUAUUAGAGGUCUCAGUAUUGGAACUGGAAGAGAUCUCAGAGAUUCUUUGAUUCCAACUGAACAGAUGAGAGGUGAGAUUAACCUUAACUAGGCUCAGGGAACUAUGGAAACUACUCACUUGGUUGAGCUGGGCCCCUAGCAGGACCUAGUAGUCCAACCUUGCAAAUCACUGAGAGGAAGGUAACAGGCAUAUGGCAGAUACCUGUGUUUGGAGAGGGGUAGGCUUGGCCCAGUUCUUUAACACCCCUACACCGAGCUGUGAAGGUUUUUAAGGUGUGCUGUGGGCAGGGGCAAGUAUCUGGACUGGGACCCAGCCCAUGCCAUUUCCAGAUUGUUGCUUUCUUUCCACAUACUGAAAUCAUCCUGCCUGGGAGCUUUGAGGGUUGCUGGGCCCAGAGUAGCCAAAAUCACAUGCUCUUGCUCCACUGACCUGAUUACAGUCCUAAUUAUGGGAGGGGAGAAUACCCUGCCUCCUUUUCCAGCCCCUCUGGGUUUGUUACCAUUUUUCUGUUACUCAACAUCUGCCAGUAAAUAUUGUCUACACUGGGGAAAAAAAACUACAUGAGUGACAGCUGAAACCAUAACCAAGCUACUCUGACCAUAGUUUGGUCUUAGUCUAACUCCAUUUUACCAGAAAUAUUAAUAAGCUGCUUCCAGUUUGCUUUUUCUUUAUUCAUUAGAAUUGUGCCUGUGUUCCACAUUGAUGCCAUUAAAUAUGUGUGUAUAGCUUGAACAGCAUCCUCUGCAGAACAACCAUUGGACUAAUUAAUUUUAUUUGUGUUGUAAUGAAGAAUGCUGGGUUUUGGGAAUGGAAAAAUUGUGUUCGAAGUGGGGGUUAGUAAGCAGUCCCGAAGCUUUUUGUAAAUAAAACUAUUGGCACAUGGCCACUAUA